UAAGGCUGCGCGGCGCCGCGCUUCCUGGACUGGGGUCGUCGGCCACCGCGCUAUGCUCCUAGUCCUCACCUCACUCUCCUGCUACAGAUCCCAGGUCCGUGCAGGCGUCCGGUGGGACAUGGCGAACUCGGGCGGCGAGGACCUCCGGAGCCGGGAAGGGGAGAGUUUUCUCUACUUCGCCUAUGGCAGCAACCUGCUGACGGAGCGGAUCCACCUCCGAAACCCCUCGGCCGUGUUCUGCAGCGUGGCCCGCCUGCAGGAUUUUAAGCUUGACUUUGGCAAUCCCCAAGGCAAAACUAGUGAAACUUGGCAUGGAGGUAUAGCCACCAUUUUUGAAAGUCCUGGCGAUGAAGUAUGGGGAGUAGUAUGGAAAAUGAACCAAAGCAAUUUAAGUUCCCUAGAUAAGCAAGAAGGGGUUAAAAGUGGAAUGUAUGUCCCAAUAGAAGUUAAUGUUUCUACUCAAGAAGGAAAAGAAAUAACCUGUCGAAGUUAUCAGAUGACAAAUUAUGAGCGUGUUCCCCCAUCACCCCAGUAUAAAAAGGUGAUUUGCCUGGGUGCAAAAGAGAAUGGUUUGCCACUGGACUAUCAAAAGAAGUUAAAUGCAAUAGAACCAAAUGACUACAAAGGAAAGGUCUCAGAAGAAAUUGAAGACAUUAUCAAAAAGGGGGAAGCAAAAACUCAUUAGAACCUAAUAGAAUACAUCUACAGAUAUUUUCUCUAUAUGCUAAUACAUUUUUAACAUUUAGAACAGGAAUCUGGGAUAUCUCUGUUUAAUAUAUUUUCAACAGUGUUCUGAAGGGGUAUCUCACUUGGGUGAUUCCUUGUUUUCAGGCUAUAAAAAGAUCAGGAUAGGAGUUAGACAAUUGAAAAGGGGGCCUUGCGGCAUUGGAAUGCAUGACAAGUAGAUGUGAGUAUUCCUUCUGUGAAUCCUUAAAGUUAUUUUAUUGAGUUGAUCUGAAGUGUAUUUUUGCUCUGUGAUAAAGGGUAGAUUUGCAACUUAAGGAUGGUGCUGGUAAAUCACUCUGCUCUGGGAUUUUUUUCUUAGCUUACUAAGAGCAAGCAAACUGCAGAGGCAAUUGAUUAUAACAACUUCAGAAUUUAAAAGAUGGCAUACUGUUCUUAGAGGAAUAAAUGUAUUUGUGGUUUAACCUAUAGUCCCU
Molecule: messenger RNA, 1160 nt
Organism: Lipotes vexillifer (Yangtze River dolphin)
Lineage: Eukaryota; Metazoa; Chordata; Mammalia; Artiodactyla; Lipotidae
Gene: GGCT
Product: gamma-glutamylcyclotransferase
Exons: 4
Coding region: 53-685 (210 amino acids)
Molecular function (GO): gamma-glutamylcyclotransferase activity
Source: RefSeq, a predicted model, not a curated record